AUGAAAGAAAAGAAAGAGGUCGCAUCAAGAUGCAAGGAUAAACAUAUAUGUUGCUCUUUUACGGGAGGAGGUUCCCAAAAUGAUCACAACAUAAAGUUAGCACCGGAGAAAUGUGCUGUGUACACAAGCUUCGUAGGAUUGUCAUUGAAUACUCCACUGCCCGUAAGUAAAUGGCCAAAGCCUGGAAUAGCAAUAAACUGGGUUCUGCCUCCUGAACCAGUUUGCUCAACUGAUAUAGACUGCAAGAAGUUGCCAAAGUCAUCAUGUGUGCCCAGCGCUGUAAAAGGACCGAAGAGAUGCCUCUGCAAAGUGCCAUAUAAAUGGGAUCCCAUUAAAGGAGCGUGUUCUAAGGUGAAAUGUGAAACCAGCAAAUGUCGAAGAAAAAGAAAACGAAAAAAGAUGAUUGCAGCUUUAACAUACACUGGAGGUAUAAUAGCAAUUCUAGGAUCAUUUGCAAUCCUAGUAUACAUCCAUCUUCGACGAAUCAAACGAAAAGCACGUGAGCAAUUAGUAAGAGAACGUCAACAGAUCUUAAAUGCAAACAAUUCAAGUGGGAGAUCAGCUAAGCUCUUUUCAGCAAAAGAGAUAAGAGUAUCAACAGGAAAUUUCUCAAAAGAAAAUGUUCUAGGUUCGGGAGGAUUUGGUGAAGUAUACAAAGGCAUCCUACAAGAUGGCACUAUAAUAGCAGUAAAAAGGGCUAUUUUUGGAAACACAAAAGGUAAUGAUCAAGUGCUAAAUGAAGUGCGGAUAUUAUGCCAAGUGAAUCAUCGGAGUUUGGUCAGGCUACUAGGGUGUUGUGUUGAGUUGGAGGAGCCAGUUCUGGUGUACGAAUACAUUUCCAAUGGAACGCUUUAUGAUCGACUACACGUAUCUUGUUCUAAUGAUCAUAUUGAAGCACCCUUGAAUUGGAAUCAAAGACUGGCAAUGGCACGUCAGAUAGCUGAAGGCCUUACAUAUCUGCAUUCCUCUUCUGUUCCUCCUAUCAUCCAUCGAGACAUUAAGACAAGCAACAUCUUACUCAAUGAAAAGCUAGAUAUCAAGAUCUCAGAUUUUGGUCUCUCGAGAAUAGUGGAUAAUGAAGCAACACAUAUGACUACUUGUGCUCAGGGGACUUUGGGGUAUCUUGAUCCUCAGUACUAUCGAGACAUGCAAUUGACAGACAAGAGCGAUGUGUAUAGCUUUGGUGUUGUUCUGCUAGAGCUACUUACAACACGGAAAGCUAUCGAUUUUAGCAGAGAGGUUGAAAAUGUAAGCCUUGUUUCAUACAUGAGGAAAAUGGUAAAUCAGCAAAAACUGCUGGAUGCAGUAGAUCCCUUUCUGGAAAAAGGAGCCAGCAAAUUAGAGCUGGAAACUAUGAAGUUGAUUGGAAUUCUGGCUAUUUCUUGUUUGGAUGAGCAACGGCACAAUCGUCCUUCAAUGAGUGACGUCAAGGACGAGAUAGAGUAUAUGCUUCACAUCAUUGAAGACAAAGGUGCAAAAUAGAAUUGAACACAGCAGAUCUUGCUGAAUACUUUUUUCAUUUCAGAAGAUGAACACUUGGGUC
This is a messenger RNA of Chenopodium quinoa (quinoa), 1543 nucleotides long. Its product is annotated as wall-associated receptor kinase-like 20. Gene Ontology annotation, cellular component: plasma membrane. Gene Ontology annotation, molecular function: ATP binding; protein serine/threonine kinase activity. The transcript has 3 exons. The coding region runs from base 1 to 1482 and encodes 493 amino acids. The record is from RefSeq and is a predicted model, not a curated record. NCBI's taxonomy places the organism in Eukaryota, Viridiplantae, Streptophyta, Magnoliopsida, Caryophyllales, Amaranthaceae. Gene Ontology annotation, biological process: protein phosphorylation; cell surface receptor signaling pathway.